Molecule: messenger RNA, 5730 nt
Organism: Hydra vulgaris (swiftwater hydra)
Lineage: Eukaryota; Metazoa; Cnidaria; Hydrozoa; Anthoathecata; Hydridae
Source: RefSeq, a predicted model, not a curated record
UGUGAUGUUUUUUUUUUCAGUGAUACACAACAUGGGGUAACUAAAGCCACAUCAUAAAGGUGGCUUUUGUUACCCCAUACUUUAUAAUAAGUCAAAAUUCCUUAAGUAAUACAUUUUUUCUCUUUUUUAGGACUAAAAAUGCCUCGAAACCCAAAGAAGAAGCUUGGUAGCCGGAAGUAUAAGGAUUACACAGAUGAAAUGCUGAAAAUAGCUGUAGAAGAAGUGAAGAAAGGGUCAUCUUUAAGAAAGAUUGCUGAGAAAUUUGCUAUAUCAAGAUUUGCUCUCACUGCUGCCCUGAAAGGUAAGGUUAACAAAUGUGGUAGGCCUCCAGUUCUUAAACAGCGGAAGAAAAGGAAACUUAAUGUCCCAGCAGGAAAGGGGAUUGAAGGGAUUGAAGACACAAUUCUGAUCAAUGAUGAUGAUCCUCAACCAAAUAGGUCCAAUACACCCAAUACCAAAACAAAGGAAAACCACAGCAAACUAAAGACUUUGAAACAUAAUAAGAAACUUGCGAAUUCCGACUCAUUUGAUGAUAGUGAUGACCAGUAUUCUUUGAGAGACUCUAAUUCAGAUAUGGAUCCAGAAAUAUUUAAUGACCUGGAAUUGGAGAUACCAGUAGAUCUACAACUAGAAGAAACAACUUAUGACGAACCCCCCAAAAUAGGAGUCUCUAAAGGAGAACUUAAACCUGAUAUUUACAUCAUUGUUGAGCUCAUCUUUGAUAAGAACACAAAAAAAGAAACCACCAAACAGUUCUAUGGAGUCAUUCUUAGAACUUGUUUUGAGAAGAACGAAGUUACAAUAAAGUUUUUCAGAAGAAGCACCAAAUCAAAAGGAAAUGACUAUAUAUUUCCAAAUGUUGAUGACGAAAUGGACAUUCAGUUAACAGACGCCAUUUCAAUUGUGAAACCAUCCAAAGUAAACAGAGGACGUUAUACUUUUCCUUAUGAACUACCGACGUUUUUGGUUAUCAACAACAAGCUAGGAAGGCAAACAGUGUUUCGAUUUUGCAAAGAAAAAUCACUGUUUCUAUUUGGAACAGAUAGUCUAGUUCGAAGAAUAAAUAUUUAUAUAUUAACGCAUCAAUAUUUUGAAGUCUUUAUAUUGCUUACAAUAGUUACUAAUUGUGUUUUCAUGGCACUAAGUCAUCCUCCUCAGCUAUCAGAGUAUGUGUUUGCUGCUAUUUAUACAAUUGAGAUGUUUAUUAAAAUAUUGGCAAAAGGAUUUAUUUUACACAAGUAUUCUUAUUUAAGAAAUUCCUGGAAUUGGUUGGAUUUUGUUGUUGUUGUUAUAGGUUAUGUAACUUUGCAUCCACAAAUCAAUAAUCUUGAUAGUAUAAGAACUUUUCGAGUUUUAAGAGCUUUGAAAACAAUAUCAACAGUCAAAGGUUUAAAAGCCAUGGUCAAUACAUUGUUAAAGUCUGUGAAGAUGAUGGCGGAUGUUUUGAUACUUACACUGUUUUUCAUAGCUGUUUUGGCACUCAUUGGAUUACAAUUAUUUCUAGGAUCACUAAGGUCAAGGUGUGUUAGAAAUGAUCCCAACAAUACAAUGGCUAUUUUUAGCAAAGAAUGGCAAAAUGUUCCUGGAAAUAUGUUGACACAUAUAUGUGGGAAUGCAUCGUCUGCCUGGACGUGUGAGGAUGGAUGGACAUGCGUUCCAGAUGUUGCACCAAACAAUGAUAAAUAUGUGAAUUAUGAUAAUUUUUUUUAUGCAAUGUUAACUUCAAUGCAAGUAUGCACCCUUGACUACUGGGAAGUUGUGUUUAAUAGUGUUAUUGCUGCAAAAGGAGAGUUCUACAUGAUUUACUUUAUGUUGUGUAUUUUUCUUGGUCCAUUUUAUUUACUCAACCUUGUAUUAGCUGUAGUAAGUGCUUCAUAUGAAAUGGAAGUAAAUUCCCAUCCUGACGAGACAGUUGAAAAAGAAAAGAUUGCAGCUAUACAACGUUCUAGUUCAACAUAUUCUUUUCAUGGAAAGAAUUGCGUUGAGUUUCUUUCUGGACCAUCUCCUGUCAAGGAUGUUGAUGGAGUGCUUUUUUAUACCAUAGAUAAUUCACCUCCAAAAAAAAAGAAGAAAAAGACCAAAGUUGUUAUUCUUCCUCCUGAACUGUCUUCGAAUCCUACUUUUUAUAAUAAAGUUCAUGUCUUAUUUUAUAAAAUUGUUUCGCACUCAUUGUUUGAAGGUUUUAUUACAGCUUGCAUUAUGUUAAAUACUCUACUUAUGGCCCUUGAACACCACAAUAUGAGUGCAAAAUUAACUAAAAUCACAGAGAUCUUUAACUAUGUUUUCACUGGUAUUUUCAUUUUUGAAAUGAUGAUCAAACUAGUUGGUUAUACUCCAAGAGGUUAUGUGCAAAAUAAAUGGAAUCUCUUUGAUGGUGUGUUGGUUAUACUGAGCGUGAUUGACAUAUUAUUACUGAUAUUUACUACUCUUCCAAAAGGAACGCUUAAAAUGUUAAAAGUCUUCCGAUUGAUGCGAAUUCUUAAGUUAGCUCAGUCCUGGAAAACUAUGGGCCAACUCAUUAGCACAAUUGCUAGCAGCAUGGGGGCAUUAGUUAAUGUGACUGUUAUACUUGGUCUUAUUAUAUAUAUUUUUUCUGUAGUCGGUAUGCAACUUUUUAAAAGAUAUUACGAUUUUGAAAGUUAUCAAGAUAAAGAAGAUUUUCCAAGGUACAACUUUUCAAAUUUUGGCAGUUCAUUUAUAAUGAUUUUUCGUAUUUUAUGUGGGAAAUGGAUUGAACCACAAUGGGCAUUAUUGGAAAAAACUUACUUAUCAAUUUUUUUUGUUUUUGCCGUAUUUGUUAUUGGAAGAUGGGUAGUUUUAAAUUUAUUUUUGGCUCUAUUACUGAGCUCAUUUGGUGGUGAUGCGCUGAGCGGAAAUGACUCAUCUGAUGAAUGUAAAAAAAAGAAAAGAUCACGAUUAAAAAUGUUGAUUGAAUGGGUCAAACAAAGUCGAUCGAAACCUAAAAUGUUUAAAGAUUACAAACCUGAAGUUCAUCAAGAUUCAAAAGUGUGUGGUGAAGUUCAGUUGUUGAAAGAAGACUCUAAUGAUGUAAUACAUGAAAAUUUAAAUCACCAUGAUGAAUCAAGUAUGCUGUUAGUGCAUAAUGGCAGCUCAAAUUUUUUAUCAAAAGGAAAAUUAGAAACAGAAACUGAAAGUGAAAGACUUGACACAAAAAAAAAUUUCCUACCUGAUAACUAUAAGAGAGAAUUUUCGUCAUCAUCUAUUAAAAUUGAGAUACAACGAGAAAAAACUUAUGUUGAUGACUGUUUUUGUGAUGCAUGCUAUAAUGCCAGUUGUUGCGUUACAAGCUAUUUAAAUUCACCAAUAAGACAACUUUGGCAUAACGCUCGUUUUAAAUGUCAAGUGUUGAUUGAGCACAAAUAUUUUGAAGCAGUUGUUUUAUUUCUUAUUUGCGUUAGCAGUAUUACGCUGGUUUUUGAAGAUGUUUAUCUACCCAGUCGACCAACUUUAAAAACAUUUCUACAGUAUUGCAACUAUUUUUUUGCUUUUAUUUUCACAUUAGAGUUUUUGAUCAAACUUUUUGCAUUGGGUUUUAUAAAAUACUUCACAAACUUUUGGAAUUUAUUGGACAUAUUUAUUGUUACCAUAGUAGUAAAUGCAUUAAUAUCAUCAAUUCCAUCAAUUGCCAAUGUGUUACUUGUGUGUAUGGUAUUUUGGCUGAUUUUUAGUAUAAUGGGUUACAAUCUCUUUGGAGGGAAGUUCUACUAUUGUGCUAAUUCUACCGAUCAAAAUACACGUCUAAAAGUAAACUUUGGAAUAAAAAAUAAACUUCAGUGUAAAAAUCAUUCUGAUUUCGUGUGGGUGAAGAAGAACAUUAACUUCGAUAGCUCUAUAGAUGGUUUUUUAGCCUUGUUUCAAACAGCAACAUUAGAGGGCUGGUUCGAAGUUAUGGCGGAUGCUUAUGAUGCAAAAUCUGAAGACGAACAACCUGUAUAUCGAAACAAUUACGCUAAUCAAAUCUUUUUUGUUGUGUUCAUUGUUUUGGGAGCAUUUUUUAUUUUAAAUCUGUUUAUUGGAGUGAUUAUUGAUAAUUUCAAUAGGCUGAAACAGCAAUAUGAAGAUGGAGUUGGGGUUUUAUUAACACCUGGGCAACGGAACUGGGUGAAUACUUUAAAAGCUGCUUCUUUAAAGAAGCCUUCUCGUAGAUUGACAAGACCUACGUCCAAAUGGCGAGCUGCUUUAUUUGACUUUAUUCAAGCCAAAUACUUUGAAUUUUUUAUAAUGUCGGUAAUUCUUCUUAAUAUGGUGACCAUGAUGCUUCAACAUCACCAUCAAUCUUUGGAAUUUGAUUUGGCACUUAUUUAUCUUAACUAUUUAUUCACUGGGAUUUUUACAUUAGAGGCGAUUGUUCGUCUUAUCGCAAUGAGACUUGAGUAUUUUAAGUAUGGAUUGAAUAUCUUUGAUUUCAUCAUUGUUUGUUUAUCUAUUGCUGUAAUUAUCAUAGAAAAAAUCAAAGAAGAUAAUAAUAUAUUACCUGGUUUUGCAGUUAUUCGUGUAUGUAGAUUUUAUCGCCUACUUCAGUUUUUACCAUUUACCAAGGGCAUAAAAAAACUUUUGUUCAUUUUAAUUAAAUCAGGGCCUGCUCUGUUUAACGUUGGAUUUUUGGUUUUUCUUAUAACAUUUAUUUACGCCGUUAUUGCAAUGAACUUGUUUAGUAACUUGAAACUUCAAGGUUCCCUAACAAAAGUCACUAAUUUUAGAACUUUUGUGAGUAGCUUUUCUUUAAUGUUUCGAAUUGCAACUGCUGCAGGAUGGAAUAAUAUUCUUGAAGCAGCUAUGGUUCAACAUCCUUCUUGCUACAAAAAUCUUGAAAAAGGUGGCUUUGCAAAAAGAGAUUGCGAAAAUUUUGAUCAAAUUGUAUUACAAAAUGAUUAUCAAAUAACUGAUGACGAUAUUGAAGCCUUUUACAAAUCUUGGGAAAAUUUUGAUCCCGAGGCAACGCAGUUUAUAAGUUAUUACAAGUUAUCAGAUUUCCUUGAUUCUUUAGAUGGACCUUUAAGAGUAGCAAAACCAAACUAUUGGUUUUUAGAGCAAAGUGAUAUACCAAUCCGAGACCAAUUUAAAUGCCAUUGCUUAGAUGUGAUAGAAGCAUUGAUAAAUUUUUUUUUAGGUGAACCAGUUUUUAAAAACAGUGAAGAAACUACCGCUUUCAUAAGAAAUUUUUAUUCCAGAUGUGAAAAAAAAUUCCCUUUAUGGGCCGAAAAAAACACUGUUGAAUUCACUAGACAACGUUUGCAAAAGGAAAAUGCUUCUGCAAAAAGAAUUCAGAGUGCAUUUCGAAAUUAUUUAUUAAAAAAUGAAUUGCCUUUAAUAAAUUCAAUGAAGGCAAGUCAUGGGAAACAUAGAGAUAAAACAUUUUCUAAUAUAGAGCGGCUUGAGGUGGCAAUAUGGAAAGCAACCGAGUAUAAUGAGGAGAUGAUAGAAAAAAGUAUGAACAAUGAAGAUAAUUUUGAUGAAGACUAUGAUACAGAAAAAGAUGAUGAAGGUGAAGAUAACAGUGAUAGCAAAGAAGAUAACAAAAACAAUUCGGAGUUUGCAUUAUGGGUAUAGAUGAAAUAUUUGCUAAUAAUCUUCAAGAUGAUCGAUUUAACUGCUCGGGCUUACUCAAAAAAAUCGACUAAACGCCAACGUUGUGCGUCUUAAAUUGUUCAAAAGAUUGUUCUUUAUUUUCUUUUGACCAAGUAUUUUAAAUUAUUUUACUUUGAUAAA